Messenger RNA from Chelmon rostratus (copperband butterflyfish), 6308 nucleotides. RefSeq names its product sperm associated antigen 9a (gene spag9a). The transcript is spliced from 31 exons. NCBI's taxonomy places the organism in Eukaryota, Metazoa, Chordata, Actinopteri, Chaetodontiformes, Chaetodontidae. Gene Ontology annotation, cellular component: cytoplasm. Bases 157 to 4041 code for a protein of 1294 amino acids. Gene Ontology annotation, molecular function: kinesin binding; signaling receptor complex adaptor activity; JUN kinase binding. Gene Ontology annotation, biological process: vesicle-mediated transport. The record is from RefSeq and is a predicted model, not a curated record.
CUUGCAUCGUAAUGGUCCCAGCCGUGUAAUGUCCUUAAUGUGUACGUUUAUUUAACGGCACGCUGCUUUCAAUUAAGCGGAUAGCAGUGUUCAUAGUGGCGGGGUAACGCGCAAUAAACCACAUUGGUCCUGUUUGCUGAAAGGGAGAGGACUAAAAUGGAGCUGGAAGACGGAGUUGUGUACCAGGACGACCCGGGGACAUCAGCGAUGAUGUCUGAGCGGGUAUCGGGCCUGGCCAACUCCAUCUACCGCGAGUUCGAGAGGCUCAUCGGCAAAUACGACGAGGACGUGGUGAAGGAGCUGAUGCCGCUGGUCGUGGCCGUGCUGGAGAACCUGGACUCGGUGUUCGCGGAGAACCAGGAGCACGAAGUGGAGCUGGAGCUGCUGAAGGAGGACAACGAGCAGCUCAUCACCCAGUACGAGCGGGAGAAAGCGCUGAGGAAACAUGCGGAGGAGAAGUUUAUUGAGUUUGAGGACACUCAUGAACAGGAUAAGAAGGACCUGCAGAACCACGUGGACAGAAUGGAGUCCCACUCCCGACAACUGGAACUGAAGAUCAAGAACUACGCAGACCAGAUCAGCAGAUUAGAAGAACGUGAACUGGAGCUCAAGAAGGAAUACAACUCCCUCCAUCAACGACACACGGAGAUGAUCCAUAAUUAUAUGGAGCAUGUGGAGAGGAUCAAAAUGCAGCAGAUUAGCGAGACUUCAGAGUCAAGUGCAGUCGGCCGAGUCAGGAGAGAGCGGCCUCUUUCUUUGGGGGUCUUCCCAUCAUCUGGUGGGGUGUCUAUGCUAACACCAGACCCCCAGGCCAGGGUAGAGACACUAGGGACAGAAGGGUGGAGGUUCACCGACCCAACACAGCCAAGGUCCAACACUAGCCUCAAGUUGGACUUUGUCGACCCCCCAAAGGAAAGGGAGGGUAAGAGUGCGCAGGACUCUACUUGGGGGAAUUCACUGGCAGACGACUGCAAGGAUGAGCUGUCGGACUUCACCGGCUCCAAGUCAGCCACACCAAUGUCCACCACAGCCUCGGAUGUGGAGAGGGAAGAUGGGAACAGUAAGAGCACGGAGGUGCAGGCUGCACCGGGGACUAGGUCCAUAUCAGUGGGUUUGCCUGACAAUGAAGACAGCUCAGAUGUGCAGGACAUCAUUGAGUCCACCCCAGAGCUGGACAUGGAUCUCAUUGGAUACAAGCCCUGCAGUACCCCUACGAAAGGCAUUGAGAACAUGGCAUUUGACCGAAAUACAGACUCUCUAUUUGAGGAGCUGUCGUCUGCAGGCACUGGGCUCAUAGGGGACGUGGAUGAAGGGGCCGACCUGCUGGUGGAGUACUCUGGUAUGGGACGGGAAGUUGAAAAUCUCAUUCAGGAGAAUUCACAGCUCCUUGAGACAAAGAAUGCUCUGAACGUGGUGAACAAAGACUUGAUAUUGAAGGUGGACGAGUUGACGUGCGAGAAGGAGAUGGUGCAGGGAGAGCUGGAGGCUGUGAUGCAAGCCAAGACCAAGCUGGAGGACAAGAACAGAGAGCUGGAGGAGGAACUCAAAAAAGUGCGGCUUGAGGUGGAGGAAAUGAAGCAGAAAACUAAAGAUGAAGAAGAUAGUGAUGUACCGACAGCCCAGAGGAAGCGCUUCACCAGAGUGGAAAUGGCCAGAGUGCUGAUGGAGAGGAACCAGUACAAAGAGAGACUGAUGGAGCUACAGGAAGCUGUGCGGUGGACAGAGAUGAUCCGGGCCUCGAGGGAAAAUCCAACACUUACGGAAAAAAAGAAAUCCAGCAUCUGGCAGUUCUUCAGCAGACUGUUUAGCUCCUCCUCCAGUGCCCCUGCUAUAAAGAAGGUGGAGUCCCAGUCCAACGUCAAAUACAACACCCCAGGCAGCUUGGUGAAGAGGAGUAGCACCUUCUCCCAGUUCCCCACAGAGAAGUCCAAGACUUUUGACUUCCUCAAUGAAGAAAAGGACCAGUGCAGUUCACCAUCGCGUAAAGAGCAAAAGAGAGCCCAGUACAGGCAGGUUAAGGCCCACAUGCAGAAGGAGGAUGGACGAGUCACCGCACACGGCUGGAGCCUGCCCAGCAAGUACAAGGUGGCAAAUGGUGGACAGGCGGAGAACAAAAUGAACUUACCUGUACCAGUAUACUUGAGACCUCUGGAUCAGAAAGAUGCUUCCAUGAAGCUGUGGUGUGCUGCAGGGGUCAACUUGUCUGGGGGAAGAACAGUACCCACAUCAGAGCUCACUGGGCAGACGAAGGGUUCUCAGAGUAGCCUGGACCAAUUAGAGCAAGAGAGUAAGGAUCAGGAUAAAGGGGAGCAGGAGAAGGAGCUGGUCCUUCAGGACGAGAUGUCCAGUAUGGUGUGGGUGUGCACCAGCGCCAACUCCUCCACCAAGGUUAUGGUGCUGGACGCCAGUCAGCCGUCUGACCUACUUGACAGCUUCUAUGCCUGCAACACCCACGUGGUCUGCAUUGCCAGUGUGCCGGGUGUGUUGGAGAGUGAUUAUCCAGCAGGUGAAGAGGUACCCCAAGACCUGGAGGCUAGCCAAGGUGACAGGGUGUCACUGGCCGGCAGUGUGGCCAGUGUGGGCUCCACAGGCAGCGAUGGUGCCCUGGCAGCAGAGGGGACCACCGCCAUCCCCCAGACGGCCAGCUCAGGUUUCACUGACCAGCCGGCGGAGCACAGUGGCAUCCCUGGCUCAGUUGAGCUGUCCAGAGAGACCAGUCCAGCAGAAGACGGAGUUCCUACAGCGGAAGAAGCAACAGAAGCGACGGAGGCUAACGCUGGUGUGGGCGAAGAAGGAGAGGAGGACCAGGGAGCAGAUCAAAACCAGCCAGGAAUCUACACGGAGCAUGUGUUCACUGACCCACUGGGGGUGGGACCCACUGACUCCUCUCCCGGUGACAUACAGAGGGGCUCUGGGCAGGAUGGCGUGACUUCAUUGCCAGAAGAGUCAGACCAGUCAGAAGGGGACGUCCUGAGGAUGAGCAGCGCCCUCCCCACCAUGUGGCUGGGGGCUCAGAAUGGAUGUCUGUAUGUCCACUCGUCUGUGGCUCGAUGGAGGAAGUGUCUCCAUGCCAUCAAGCUCAAAGACUCCAUCCUCAGCAUAGUGCACGUUAAAGGGAGAGUCCUUGUAGCUCUGGCUGAUGGGACGUUAGCCAUAUUCCACAGAGGCGUUGACGGUCAGUGGGAUUUAACCAACUACCACCUGCUGGAUCUGGGCCGGCCUCACCACUCUAUCCGCUGUAUGACAGUAGUCCACGACAAGGUGUGGUGCGGCUACAGGAACAAGAUCUACGUCAUCCAGCCUAAGGCCAUGAGGAUAGAGAAGUCAUUUGACGCCCAUCCUCGCAAGGAGAGUCAGGUGCGGCAGCUGGCCUGGGUCGGAGACGGCAUCUGGGUGUCCAUCCGACUGGAUUCAACUCUACGCUUGUUUCACGCUCACACCUACCAGCACCUCCAGGAUGUGGACAUUGAGCCAUAUGUCAGCAAGAUGUUGGGUACGGGUAAACUGGGCUUCUCGUUUGUGAGAAUCACAGCUCUGAUGGUGUCCUGCAGCCGACUGUGGGUGGGAACAGGAAACGGCGUCAUUAUCUCCAUCCCGCUGUCUGAAGCCAACAAGACAUUGGGAAUAGUGCCAAAUCGCCCCGGCGGUGCCGUCCGGGUUUACGGUGAUGACAGCUCAGACUGUGCCAUGUCAGGCAGCUUCGUGCCGUACUGCUCCAUGGCCCACGCCCAGCUGUGUUUCCAUGGACAUCGAGAUGCUGUCAAGUUUUUUGCCACCGUGCCAGGACAGGCGAUGCCCCCUCCAGGCACUGCAGAUUCAGGCUCUGAUGACCCUGCAUCUGAAUCCUCUGACACAGCGACCUCUGAGCCCAAAACCUACCUGGUCAUGAGUGGAGGCGAAGGCUACAUUGACUUCAGAAUGGGUGAUGAAGGCGGUGAGUUGGACGGUUUAUCAGAGCCAACAGCCGGCCGGCAGUCUGCACCUACCAGAGCUGAACAGAGCCACCUCAUCGUCUGGCAGGUCACAACCUCUCACGACUGAAAAAAAAAUGAAAUCAAUAAAAUUACAGACUGUUGUGUCGACGCCAGGGCCGCCCACCAAACCCCGCAUGCCCUUCUGGAAGUUUUUAAUUUGAUAUUACUGUUUGUUCUUAAUGCCUGAGUAGUUCACUACUUUGUAAAAGAAAACAAUUAUUUUUAGUCCAUGUUUUGUACAGUUUAUUCUUUCCGAAUUUGAAAUAGGUAAGGUGAAUUUUGUGUUAACUUAAAGCAUACGUCCAAGUUUUCCCUUCAGCUGGGUUGCAUGUUGGAAAAGCUGGUGCGCACAGGAAAAAGGCGACUGAAAGUGUUUGAUUGUGCGAUGAGCGGAUGUUGCUCGUCUCCCGACGGUUCUUACGAAAGGGUUUCGAUGCGAUCGACAAAAGGGAAAAUGUGCUUGUAGCAUUAAAAAGGGAGCAGGGAGUUUUGAGUUAAACUGAAGUACAUUUUAUAUUCUAAACGUAAGACUUUUACAUUUGUAAACCACAUGUCUGUGUGUGUGUGAGCAUCACGUGUGUGUAGGCCUUCACUCAAGUCUUUUCUGCACUUUUUAUUAUUAUCUUUACCGUUAGGGCCAGGUGUCAAAAUAUGAACGCUGCAGUUCAAAAUGCAUACAAAAUCUCAAAAGGUUCAGUUCUUUAAAUGUGCUUUUCUGAGGCGGAUUUCUCCGCUGUAUUAUCUGAUUAUUAGAAAAGCAGCUUGCACGUACAUGGAAAUUAAAUGUGCUGUUGUUCGGCAAGAAGCUGUAGGAUCAGACGUUGCUUGAGAAGGCUGCAUUAAAUGAAAUGACACCGAGCCCCAUUUGCCAUAGGUUUAUGUUUUGUGAUAUGAAUAAUGUCUAAGCAGUUUGGGUACUUAAAGGUUUCCUGUGACUAGAAGAACCAGCUUACUGUACUGUAGGUUAGCAUUAGCCUGCAUGGGGAAAUCCUGUAUCCACGUCCAUGUGUGUGUAUGUAUGUGUGUGUGUGUGUGUGUGUGCCUGCUCAGACGUUUUAAAAAGCUAAACCCUCAUCUGUCGUGGGAGGGAAAGCGCUUCCUGUUUGCUUCAGCUCAUUGGCACUUUAAAAAUGUUACAUGUUAGUCGCUUGAAGUUUGGAAAAACACCCGCGGUUAUGUACACUUACACUACUAUGUGCUAACUGUGGGACGGGAACAAAAAGUACCGAUCUCUCUAGCGAGGUGUCACCCCAGUAACCUAAGGAUUAGAGAAGAAGCACCGUGAAACUAUUCUGUUACUUUCCAACUUCAAACGUCCUGUGAGUCUCAUAAUUUGAGGGUGUACGUGUGUAUUUUCAGGGUGUCAUCUUGCUGAGAAAUAAGCUUGAAUAAGGGAAUCUGACUAAAAAUAACAUUUUUGUGCGACACCUUCUAAUGGACAUGCACACGGCACUAAAGAGAGUCUCUGCUGAUUGCUUCAUCAUUCCUUGUUUUGUUGUUACAAAUACAUUUGGAAGGCAAUUAUUAAUUGUAAUUUUUUUUUUGCUGUUAUUUUGGGCUUCAUGUGUGUUUUAUAUUCAAGUGUGAGACACUUAUUGAGUAAUGAGUGUUUUGAUGAUAACACAAUAGCAGGAUACCAAUAUUAAGCAGGUGUUUUAAUUUGUUUUUAUAUCAGAAAAGUUAGGCCAAGAUUGGUCUUCAGUCCAUUUCAAAAUAGUAUCUUUACUGUAUAUUGUGUUUUUGCCAUUCCAGUAUUUAUUUCCUUUGUUAUCGAGCCUAUCUUGGUUCAGAAUGUAACUUUCUACAUGAGCAAAAUGUAACAGAAGGCUAUUCUAGUCCAAUGAGUUUACGUGAUUGUUAAUAAUGGUUAAAUAAAAAAAAAUUAAUGUAAUCAUGUUGGAAAUUUUUGACAAACCAUGAGAUCAAAGUGUGCAAACAAUAACGUUUUGGAACAACACAUUCAUGUACUAAGCUAUGCAUGUUUUUUUCAAAAGAACACGGCUAUGUUUUCAGCAAAAUCUGUUUAUUGCCACCGUUUUGGGUGGGGUGGAUGUCUUUGUGUGUGUUUGUGUGUACAGUGUAGGAGUUUGAGCGCAAGACUUGUUUGUCAGUGUGUGUUUGAUUUUGCAAAUGUACGGUGUAUGUGUGUUCACUGUAUGUCCAUCUGUAAUACCCCAGAGACUGGCCACAUUUACCCGUUGUACUGGGUGCAUCUGGAUGCCAGAACGGUGGUUCCUCCUGGUCAGUGUUUGCUAAAACAGCAUCAUAGCCUUAUUUUUAACAAUCUAUUAAACGCAGUUUCAUGGAGAAGUUUCUUCCAUCAUGUGUCUCAUU